This is a messenger RNA of Trichechus manatus latirostris (Florida manatee), 1968 nucleotides long. RefSeq names its product 3-phosphoinositide dependent protein kinase 1 (gene PDPK1). Gene Ontology annotation, biological process: peptidyl-serine phosphorylation; intracellular signal transduction. Gene Ontology annotation, molecular function: protein serine/threonine kinase activity; ATP binding. Lineage: Eukaryota; Metazoa; Chordata; Mammalia; Sirenia; Trichechidae. The transcript is spliced from 15 exons. The record is from RefSeq and is a predicted model, not a curated record. The coding region runs from base 58 to 1968 and encodes 636 amino acids.
UAUGACGCCGUCCCCAUCCAGCCCAGCGUGGUGUUAUGUUCCUGCUCGUCCCCCUCCAUGGUGAGGAGCCAGACCGACGCCGGCGGCGCCCCUGCCGUUCCCAGCGGCAGCAGCAGGCAGGGGCCCAGCAUGGACGGCACCACCACUGAGCCCAGGCCCGACGCCAGCGCCCUCCAGCACGCCGGCCAGCCGCUGCCCCAGCCCCGCAAGAAGCGGCCUGAAGACUUCAAGUUUGGAAAGAUUCUUGGCGAAGGCUCUUUUUCCACAGUCGUCUUGGCCCGAGAACUGGCAACCUCAAGAGAAUAUGCGAUUAAAAUUCUUGAGAAACGUCACAUCAUCAAGGAGAACAAGGUCCCGUAUGUGACCAGAGAGCGGGACGUGAUGUCGCGCCUGGACCACCCCUUCUUCGUGAAGCUUUACUUCACGUUCCAGGACGACGAGAAGCUGUAUUUUGGCCUUAGCUAUGCCAAAAAUGGAGAACUACUUAAGUACAUUCGCAAAAUCGGCUCGUUCGACGAGACCUGUACCCGAUUCUAUACCGCCGAGAUCGUGUCUGCUUUAGAGUACCUGCACGGCAAAGGCAUCAUCCACAGGGACCUGAAACCAGAGAACAUUCUGUUGAACGAAGACAUGCACAUCCAAAUCACAGACUUCGGAACCGCCAAAGUGCUCUCCCCCGAGAGCAAGCAAGCCAGGGCCAACUCGUUCGUGGGAACAGCCCAGUACGUCUCUCCAGAGCUGCUCACGGAGAAGGCGGCCUGUAAAAGUUCAGACCUUUGGGCUCUUGGCUGUAUAAUCUACCAGCUUGUGGCAGGACUCCCACCGUUCAGAGCGGGAAAUGAGUAUCUUAUCUUCCAGAAGAUCAUUAAGUUGGAAUAUGACUUUCCAGAAAAAUUCUUCCCCAAGGCCAGAGACCUUGUGGAAAAGCUUUUGGUCUUAGACGCCACGAAGCGGUUAGGCUGUGAGGAGAUGGACGGCUACGCACCCCUGAAGGCCCACCCGUUCUUUGAGUCCACCACCUGGGAGAACCUGCACCACCAGACGCCCCCGAAGCUCACGGCCUACCUGCCGGCCAUGUCCGAGGAUGACGAGGACUGCUACGGGAAUUACGACAACCUCCUGAGCCAGUUCGGCUGCAUGCAGGUGUCCUCGUCAUGCUCGUCUCACUCGCUGUCGGCCCCGGAGCCGGGCCUGCCGCAGCGCUCGGGCAGCAACAUCGAGCAGUACAUCCAUGACCUGGACUCCAACUCUUUUGAACUGGACUUGCAGUUUUCCGAGGACGAGAAGAGGUUACUGUUGGAGAAGCAGGCCGGCGGGAACCCUUGGCACCAGUUUGUAGAAAAUAACUUAAUACUAAAAAUGGGUCCAGUAGAUAAGCGGAAGGGUUUGUUUGCACGCCGACGACAGUUACUGCUCACGGAAGGGCCCCAUUUGUACUACGUGGAUCCCGUCAACAAAGUCCUGAAAGGGGAGAUCCCGUGGUCACAGGAGCUCCGGCCGGAGGCCAAGAACUUUAAAACCUUCUUCGUUCACACGCCUGACCCCGCGCGGCCCGGGCUGCAGGCUCCCCGCGGUCCUGGUCCUCAUCGUGUGGGCUCAGGCGCCGUGUGCCGAGGUGGGGACGCGGGUUGUCAGGGAAGCGGUCAGAUCUCAGCCCAGGGGACGGCACACCUGGAAGGGAGUGAGCCUGACUGGCACGACCCUGGUCACGUCACAGGUGGUCCCUGUGAGACGCAGGCAGAGCAGGCCCCCUUGGGGCCUCCCUGUGGGGCACCCCACUACCUCCUGGGCGUCAGCCUGAGGCUCAGAAACGGUCAGGGUGGAGCUGGUGGCGCGCUGAGCUGCGUGGACUGCCCUUUGCCUGAGCUGACGAAUGCUAGCCUGUCUCUGGGUCCUCCCACCCCCCACGUUGGUGUUCUGAAGUCAGCUGGAGGCUCGCCGCCAGAGGGGACCGCUGUGGACUUGUAG